UAAGCGCUGAGGCUGUGCUGGGGUGAGCGGAGCGCAGGGCGCAGGGGCUGGACCUGGCGCGUCUGAGCCAAGCUGAGCGUCCUUUGUGCCGGGCGGGCGGCCGCCCCGGGAUGCAUCCGAGCUAGGAGCCAGGUCCAGGAUGGGGGCCAUGCCUAUCUGGGCCUCGGGCCUCCUGGUGCUCCAGAUACUGCUCUUGGUGGACGGGGAACAGGGCACACAGGACACGGCUGCUGUUGCCACGGCUGCUGCUGAGAAGGGGCUCCGCAUGCAGAAGGUGGGGUCUGGUUCUGUGCGAGCUGCACUGGCGGAGUUGGUGGCCCUGCCCUGUUUCUUCACCCUGUGGCCACGGCCGAGUGCAGCUGGAGAAGCCCCUCGGAUCAAGUGGACCAAGGUGCACACUGCAUCAGGCCAAUGGCAGGACUUGCCCAUCCUGGUGGCCAAGAACAACGUGGUUAGAGUGGCCAAGGGUUGGCAGGGACGUGUGUCUCUGCCCGCCUACCCCCAGCACCGGGCCAACGGCACGCUGCUACUGGGGCCCCUGAGGGCCAGCGACUCCGGGCUGUACCGCUGCCAGGUGGUGAGAGGCAUCGAGGAUGAGCAGAACCUGGUAUCCCUGGAGGUGACGGGUGUUGUGUUUCACUACCGGGCAGCCCAGGAUCGCUAUGCACUGACCUUUGUCCAGGCCCAAGAGGCCUGUCGUCUCAGCUCAGCCACCAUUGCAGCCCCACGGCACCUGCAGGCUGCCUUUGAGGAUGGCUUUGACAACUGUGAUGCGGGGUGGCUCUCUGACCGCACUGUUCGGUAUCCUAUCACCCAGUCCCGUCCUGGUUGCUAUGGUGACCGUAGCAGCCUUCCAGGGGUGAGGAGCUAUGGGAGGCGCGACCCACAGGAACUCUAUGAUGUGUAUUGCUUUGCCCGUGAGCUGGGGGGUAAGUCUGGGGCUGACAGGACCCUUCCCUUCCCUGAGCCCGUUACCUUCCCCAACCCCCAUCCCUCCUUCGACGCCUACUGCUUCCGAGCUCAUUACCCUACUCCACAACAUGGAGACCCAGAGACCCCCUCAUCUGGGGAUGAGGGGGAGAUUCUAUCGGCAGAAGGGCCUCCAGCCAGAGAACUGGAGCCCAACUUGGGGGAAGGGGAAGUGGUCACCCCUGACUUCCAGGAGCCUCUGCUGUCGAGUGGGGAGGAAGAGCCUGUGAUCUUGGCAGAGAAGCAGGAGUCUCAAGAGACCCCCAGCCCUGCCCCUGGGGUUCCCACACUAGCCUCAAGGCCUUCCCUGGAGGCUGAGGAGGUGUGGCUGAGCACCGUGGCCCCGUUCUCCAGCAGCCUGGAGGAAGGCACCUCAGCUGGCAUGCACAGCAAGGCGACUCCAGCCAACCUCAAGCCCAAGAGGCGGAAUCGCUUUAAAGGGUUGAACGGGCGCCACUUUCAACAACAGGAAUCCCAGCAAGGGCUGGAGGGAAGGCUUGAGGUCAGUGCCCAGCCUCCCACCCCAGAGGCUGCUGGGAAUCAUGUGGAGCCUCCCCUGGCCACCGGAGCCACAGACUCCUUAGGGAGUGACAGGAGCCAAAGUCCCUGGGCGGUGCUGUCCAAUGAAGUGGAUGUGCCUGGAGCUGGUUCCCCUGGUGGCAGGAGCCCCCCAGAGCCCUGGCUGUGGCCCCCAACAGUGGUGCCACCCAGCAUCCCAGGCCCCAGCAGGGCCUUUGGCCUCGAGUUGGAGGAAGCUAAGGGCCCCAGUGUGAGGCUUGAUACCCUCAAACUUCCCUGGUCCCCCUCAGAGGCCACUGCUCUGGCUCCCAGCCCCUCAGAAGAUCCCAGUAGUGUCCCCUGGGAGGCGUCCCCCAUGGUCACUUCCCUAGACCUCCCUGUCAUGGCCAUGCUUCGUGCUCCCAAAGUGUGGCUCCUACCACAUCCUACACCCCUCCCUACCCAGACCAAUGAGGUUAAGGGUCAUAGUGAGGCCAUGCCCUCUGCCCUACCUUCCCUGGCCUCAGAGACCCAGGCUGGUCCCCAGGACCCCAUCCAUCCAGAGAUGUAUUCCUUGCCCCCCUCCUUGGGCCUGACAGGACAAGGUCGAGAGGCCGCGUUCCUGACAUUCAGUGACCACAGAGCAGGAAGUCCCACAGCCCUCUCACAAGUAGCCACAGACACACAAACCAGAGCCAGUCCUAAUGCCCCCAGGGCAGACUUUGGAGAAAUUGGGGGGACCAGCCCCACUGGACUCAAUGAAGCUGAGCACCCCAGAUCCAGCCCACAGGCUUCUGUGGAUUGGAAUGUGACAGCAGAUUUCACCCUCACAGAGAUGGCAACUGAGCCCACAGGAGGGAGAGGAAUCUCAGGGUCUGAGUAUGGGGUCCUCUACACAGCAGAGAGUCCCACUUCCAGCUCACAGGCCCCUGUGCGAGAGGCACAGGGCACGAGCCCCUCACUGCACAUCAAAGAGCUGGACCCCCACACCCCUGCUGCACCGUCGGGGGACCCCAGAGUUUCCCUGAGUUUGGAGCCUUGGGCUGCUACAGAUGAAGGAGGUACAGAGGGUCCCACAGAUACAGCCACAGUGGACCCCAGUGAUGCUGGUAGGAUUUGGGAAUCUGGAUCCCUCGUGGUUGAAGGAGCUGAACGCCCCACCAUGAGCCCUCAAGUGGCUGUGGAUACGAAGGUGGUGACGUCCCUCGUGUCCCUGGACCAGGGGGACAAGGGUGGGGUCCUGGCCACGUCCACCAUGGACUCCUCCAGCUCCCAACCCCACCCAGAGCCAGAGGGCCAGGUGGUGACCCAGGGAACACUGGAAGCCUUGGUCCCUCCGCAUGAGGGCAUCCCCCUGGGGGAUCCCACUCUUCCUCCUUGGACACCUACAGUGGCCAGCAUGGACGAGCCUGUGCCAGUGUCCGCAGGGGAGCCAACAGUGCUAUGGGACUCCCCCAGCACUCUGCUGCCUGCCCCUCGGGUCCUGGACAAGUUUGCGCUGGAGGUCCUUGCAGGAAGUGCCAGUGUGGAGGAGGCAUCGAGUGGAGAGGAGCCGGCCCUGCCAGGGACCCCUGCAGAUGGGAGCGCAGAGCAAACCCCCUCGGAUCCCUGCGAGAACAACCCUUGCCUGCACGGGGGCACCUGUAGAGCCAAUGGCACCAUCUAUGGCUGCAGCUGUGCCCAGGGCUUUGCUGGGGAGAACUGUGAGAUCGACGUCGACGACUGUGUCUCCAGUCCCUGUGAGAAUGGAGGUACCUGCAUCGAUGAGGUCAACACCUUCAUCUGCCUUUGCCUCCCCAGCUAUGGGGGCAGCCUCUGUGAGAAAGACACGGAGGGCUGUGACCGCGGCUGGCACAAGUUCCAGGGCCACUGCUACCGGUACUUUGCCCAUCGGCGGGCGUGGGAGGAUGCCGAGAGGGACUGUCGCCGCCGAGCUGGCCACCUGACCAGCAUCCACUCACCUGAGGAACACAACUUCAUUAACAGCUUUGGGCGUGAAAACACGUGGAUUGGCCUGAAUGACAGGAUCGUGGAGAGGGAUUUCCAGUGGACGGACAACACAGGGCUGCAAUAUGAGAACUGGAGAGAGAACCAGCCAGACAAUUUCUUCGCGGGCGGGGAGGAUUGUGUGGUGAUGGUGGCACAUGAAAGUGGGCGCUGGAACGACGUCCCCUGCAACUACAACCUCCCCUAUGUCUGUAAGAAGGGCACAGUGCUGUGUGGUCCCCCUCCGGCAGUGGAGAACGCUUCGCCCAUCGGGGCCCGCAAGGCCAAGUAUAACGUCCAUGCCACUGUGCGCUACCGGUGCGACGAAGGAUUUACCCAGCACCACGUGUCCACAAUCCGGUGCCAGAGUAAUGGCAAGUGGGACUGGCCCCAAAUCGUCUGCACCAAACCCAGGAGGUCCCAUCGGAUGCGGCGACACCAUCACCACCACCAACAUCACCAUCAACGCCACCACCACAAAUCACACAAGGAACGCAGAAAACACAAGAAACACCCGGCGGAGGACUGGGAGAAGGAGGAAGGGAAUUUCUGCUGAAGAACCAGGCAAACGACAGCACAACCCCCUUCUCACACCUCCUCUGGGGCCUUCGCCUGGGAAGAUAGAGCCUAGAGAGAAACGAGAGGGCCCGGAAGCCCCUGAGCCCCAAGCCCCCUCCCCAACCUUUUGUAAAAAGCUCCUCCCUCCUCUUUCUUACAUAUACAGGUCCUCCUGGCAGGCGUGGCCAUGCGUCUGAAAACCCAGUUCUAGUCAGGCUGGACUCUGGGAGAAUCUCAGUGGAAGGAAGCACAAUUGGCAAAGAUCACCUUUGCUGCACUGGCUGAGUCUUUUGUUGGCAAGGCUAAUCGGCAGUUGUUGAGAUAAGGCUUUGAUGAGGGUGCGAGGGUGUAUGUUUGGAUCUGCACCAAGGAAUUGCUUUUCACGCCAGAUCCAGGCUUUGUAAAUUGUCGGAUGUCCUAAAUGCAGCCUGAAGCCUUUAGUGACUGCUUUGGGAGUCAAAAACUACAUGGAAGCACACUGCUUGAACUUGACAACUGCCCUUCCAUUACUUUGGACUUGAACCCAAGUUCAGUCUUUGGUCUUGGUGGGUAAACAGUCUUGAACUCCUAUGUACUGAAUGUUGGGAAUGAUUUUAGAACAGCUUCCUUCCAUACCCUCAGAGUUAGGGGUCAGAAUAGUCAGGGCAAUAUGUGGGCAAUGAGGGGAAGGUAUUGCUUAUCCUCCCAGGUCUUGUCCCAGAGCUGAGAUUUGGUGGUUCUGCAUGUGUGGUCACACACACACACACACACACACAUACACACACACACACGAGGAUAUUUAGGGCUUGACAAGCCCAGAUUUCUUCCCCCUCCAUCUCUCAGGGAGACGAAGAACCUCCUUCCUGGACCAAGGAGGUGCCAAGUUUUCUAGAUCAGAGCCCGUACCCAUCCCUCAAGCAGACAUUGCUAAUGCACUGCCCUGGGUCCCACUCCUAUCGCCACCCCAUCCCUGUCUCCAGUCAUUGCCUGGAAGACUAGAAAUGCUUACAGAUUGAAGUAGUGACAUCUACCUGCAGUCAUGUUGUAGAGAAAUGCAGUGUUAAAACUGAAACACACACAUUUUUCUCUCAUAGUUUUUUUUUUAUAAUACUUUUAUUGAUUUCAGAGAGGAAGGG
This is a messenger RNA of Myotis brandtii (Brandt's bat), 5126 nucleotides long. RefSeq names its product neurocan (gene NCAN). The transcript is spliced from 15 exons. Gene Ontology annotation, molecular function: calcium ion binding; hyaluronic acid binding. Lineage: Eukaryota; Metazoa; Chordata; Mammalia; Chiroptera; Vespertilionidae. The record is from RefSeq and is a predicted model, not a curated record. Gene Ontology annotation, biological process: cell adhesion. Bases 140 to 4009 code for a protein of 1289 amino acids.